AUGCAAAUUAAAUUAUUUAUAGUUAUUGAUGAUUGGCAUACUUUUCGUAAUCAAUAUGAUAAUGAUAUUUCUACAUGGAGUCCUCAAGGUCGUAUUCAUCAAGUAGAAUAUGCUUUAGAAGCUGUAAAACAAGGAUCUGCUGCUGUUGGCCUAAGAUCUAAAACUCAUGCUGUUCUAUUAGUAUUAAAGAGAUCUACUGGUGAAUUGGCAUCUUAUCAAAAAAAAAUCAUUAGAAUUGAUGAUCAUAUGGGUAUAGCAAUAGCUGGUCUAACUUCAGAUGCAAGGGUUUUAAGUAAUUUUAUGCGUACUGAAGCAAUGAAAUCUAAAAUGAUUUAUAAUCGUCCUUUACCAAUUUAUCGUAUCGUCUCUGCAAUUGGUGAUAGUAAGCAUUCUAUAAACACACAUGUGCCUUAUGGUGUUGGUUUAUUGGUUGUUGGACAUGAUGAAACUGGUCCACAUUUAUAUGAAUGCGCACCUUCUGGUAAUUUCUUUGAAUAUUACGCAAUGUCAAUCGGUGCAAGAUCACAAUCUGCAAAAACAUAUCUUGAAAAAAAUUAUGAAUGUUUUAAUGAUGCCUCAUUGGAUGAACUUGUUAAACAUGGUCUACAUGCACUUCGUGAUACACUACAAUCAGAUAAAGAACUUACAACAUUAAAUUGUUCAGUUGGUAUAAUUGGUGCUGAUCAAAAAUUUGAAAUUAUAGAGGGUGAUAAAUUACAACGAUAUUUGGAUUUGUUGGAUACUGCCACUACCAGAAAUACAGGUGAUGAUGGUGGUGACGAUGAUCAUGAUAAUGGUGAAUCAUCUUCUACUCAAGAUCAAGAAACCACUGUGUCAAUGGAUACAGAAUAA
Messenger RNA from Entrophospora candida, 852 nucleotides. The record is from the annotation of a GenBank genome assembly. Lineage: Eukaryota; Fungi; Glomeromycota; Glomeromycetes; Entrophosporales; Entrophosporaceae.